This is a messenger RNA of Tribolium castaneum (red flour beetle), 941 nucleotides long. RefSeq lists its product as uncharacterized. NCBI's taxonomy places the organism in Eukaryota, Metazoa, Arthropoda, Insecta, Coleoptera, Tenebrionidae. The transcript has 8 exons. The record is from RefSeq and is a predicted model, not a curated record. Bases 49 to 921 code for a protein of 290 amino acids.
UAGAUACACUCAGCAAAAAUUCAAACACUUAUUAGUUGAGUGACGGCCAUGUCGCAUUCUAAGGACAAUUUUCAACAAUUUGUUGUGAAAAUCGCAGCUUUGUUCGGUUUUUUUCAAGGAAUUGUUUGGGGUUUUUUAUCAUUAAUUGCAAUCAUUUGGCAUUUGGCUGCAAACCAUGAUCGCCCAAUCACAUUCACAGACUCCUAUUCCUCACUUCUGGAGACCUACAUGUACUACAACUUUAUAAAAAACAAUGGACCUAAAACCACAAUGAACAUCCAACCAGACUCAUUUUUCGGAAUAAUGUUCAUCUAUUUAUUAAUCAGUUUUGCUUGGAUGUCGGUUUCUGUGUACAUUUCAGACACAAAUAAUAGGAAAAAUCAAAAAGCACUUAUAAUCUGGGUCUGCCUUGCGACGAUUAAUUUACUAAUUGACCUAGUUUUUUGUGCGUUAUUGGGAGCUGACUACAAAUCACUGAUCAACAAAUACAAUCAAACCAAAAAUACCACACUAAAACUGGCCUACACCUACUCGACUUUGUGUUAUGCAAUUGUGAUGGUUUUAGCAGCCCGAGGAUUUAUUUUAUGGGUUAUUAAUUUGGUUUUGACCGGAUUUGUCAUUGGUGCUGGUUUUGACCAAAAAUUGGGGCGUCCUGAUCCAGUCAAAAACACAGCAUUUAGUUCAAUUCAAAGGUCGAAUGUCUACAUGAGGAAUUUGCCUGAAGAAGCCCGUAAUUUUCCAAUUGACGAAACUAGGAGACGUACGGAGCCAGGACCGGCUUCAACUCCGUCACAGUACGAUUUAUUGAGCACUUCUAGUAGCUUUGGACAUAUGCUUUCAAAUUAUGACCCUCAGGUGGAACGAAGGCUUCAACAAUAUACGGUUUCGAUGACACAAUCCCAAUCGGGACAUAAGUAUUAAUAAAAAAAAUUUUCAACAAG